Messenger RNA from Acipenser ruthenus (sterlet), 5104 nucleotides. RefSeq names its product neuroendocrine convertase 1-like. The coding region runs from base 376 to 2625 and encodes 749 amino acids. Gene Ontology annotation, cellular component: Golgi membrane; trans-Golgi network. The transcript has 14 exons. Gene Ontology annotation, biological process: protein processing. The record is from RefSeq and is a predicted model, not a curated record. Gene Ontology annotation, molecular function: serine-type endopeptidase activity. NCBI's taxonomy places the organism in Eukaryota, Metazoa, Chordata, Actinopteri, Acipenseriformes, Acipenseridae.
UAAUUUAUGCAUUGAAGAUCAUUGAACUCUAGGCUGUAUCAGACUGUGUUUUGUCAAAGAAGAAGCCUUCAUAAAAACAAAGGGGUUAUUUUUAGAUUCUUCCUUUCGCUCACUUGGGAUUUCAGCAUAGAUGGUACUCCUGGUAGACUGUAUGUUUGACGUCAGAGCCAGGCUUUGUAAUUUUGACGUGUAAAAGCAGAAUCCCAUCACAUUCCCCGCUGUAGCUUGCAGGUUUAUUCAGUAAGGCAACACGGAGGCGCUUGGUCCUGUUCCUGUUAAGUGUUUAUACGGUAUCUUCUAUUUGUAGUAAGAAACAAAUAAAAACAAUCUAUUUCUUUAGUGACGCUUUUGUAAAUAUAUAUCUGUAUUUUUACAAUGGAUAUGAGAUGCUGUCUGUUUCUCCGUUUUGCUCUACUUGCUAUUUGUGCCAUUUUAUGUACUGUGGACAUUUCUGCCGGUGAAAAACAAUAUCUCAAUGAAUGGGCAGUGGAGAUCCCUGGAGGCUCUGAUGCUGCCAGAGCUAUAGCUGAAGAAUUAGACUAUGAAUUAGUCAGACAGAUCGGAUCACUUGAAAACCACUAUUUAUUUAAACACCAAAGUCACCCAAGAAGAUCUAAAAGAAGUGCAGAUCACUUCACCAAGAGGCUAUCGGAGGACGAAAGGGUGUCCUGGGCAGAGCAGCAGUAUGAGAAGCAGAGAAGAAAACGGACUCCCCUUCGAGACUGUAUAGACUGCACAGCGGAGAAGCUGUUUGAUGACCCAAUGUGGAACCAGCAGUGGUAUCUGCAAGACACAAGGACCUCACCCUCACUGCCCAAACUGGACCUCCAUGUUAUCCCAGUGUGGAAGAAGGGAAUCACAGGCAAAGGCGUCGUCAUAACUGUGCUGGACGAUGGGCUGGAAUGGAACCACACUGACAUCUUCAGGAACUACGAUCCAGAAGCAAGCUUCGAUUUCAAUGACAACGAUCCAGACCCCUUUCCACGAUACGACCCAACCAAUGAAAACAAGCACGGCACCCGGUGUGCAGGAGAGAUCGCGAUGCAGGCGGAUAACAAUAAGUGUGGAGUAGGGGUGGCUUACAACUCAAAAGUAGGAGGGAUUAGGAUGCUGGACGGGAUAGUGACAGACGCCAUUGAGGCCAGCUCCAUUGGGUUCCACCCGGAUCAUGUGGACAUCUACAGUGCCAGCUGGGGGCCCAACGACGACGGCAAAACUGUGGAGGGGCCUGGACGGCUCGCACAGAAGGCCUUUGAAUACGGCAUUCAGAAGGGCCGUGGUGGAAAAGGCUCCAUCUUUGUGUGGGCGUCUGGGAACGGGGGUCGUCAGGGGGACAACUGUGACUGUGACGGCUACACAGACAGCCUCUACACCAUCUCCAUCAGCAGUGCUUCACAGCAGGGCCUGUCUCCCUGGUACGCAGAGAAGUGCUCCUCAACGCUGGCUACAGCCUACAGCAGCGGAGACUACACUGACCAGAGGAUUACCAGUGCAGACCUUCACAACGAAUGCACGGAGACCCACACUGGAACCUCUGCCUCAGCGCCAUUGGCUGCAGGGAUUUUCGCCCUCGCCCUCGAACAAAACCCCAGCCUCACCUGGAGGGAUCUGCAGCACUUGGUGGUCUGGACAUCGGAGUAUGACCCUCUGGCCAGCAAUCAAGGCUGGAAGAAGAACGGGGCGGGGCUAAUGGUCAAUAGCAGGUUUGGGUUCGGCCUUCUCAACGCUAAAGCGCUGGUCGACCUGGCUGAUCCCAAAGUCUGGAAGCACGUGCCAGAGAAGAAGCAGUGCAUUGUCAAAGACGAGACCUUUGAACCCAGGGCUUUGAAAGCUGCUGGCGAAAUCAUCAUCGAAAUCCCCACGAAAGCUUGUGCUGGCCAAGAAAAUGUCAUUAAAUCCCUGGAGCAUGUUCAGCUGGAGUCCAGCAUUGAAUACACACGGAGAGGAGACCUUCACAUUACUCUGACAUCCCCUUCAGGUACAAGCACAGUUCUGCUGGCAGAGAGGGAGAGGGACACCUCUUCCAACGGCUUCAAGAACUGGGACUUCAUGUCAGUGCACACCUGGGGGGAGGAUCCUACAGGCACCUGGACAUUAAGCAUAACCGAUGUGUCAGGAAGAAUGGAGAAUGAGGGCAGGAUUGUGAACUGGAAGCUGAUCUUACACGGGACGUCCACGAUGCCGGAUCACAUGCAGAAGCCACGGGUUUACACCCCUUACAACGCUGUGCAGAAUGACAGGAGAGGAGUGGAGAAAAUGGGUGACUCAGAGGAGGAUGCCACAGAAGACAGUGAGACCUUGAAUGAGAAACACCGGGAGGACACAACCGCCGAUGCCAAGGUGGAGGAGAGGGCACCCUCGGAAGCCCUGAUGAGGCUGCUGCAGAGCGCCUUCAACAAACAGACUGCCCAAAGCGAGAGCCACAACAACGAGCAGUUCCGCAUCCCAUAUCACAACUUCUACCAAGCGCUUGACAAACUAAACAAGUAUUCCCAGCAGCAGGACUCCGAGGACAACCUGUACAACGAUUACAGCGACGCGUUUUACAACAACAAGCCCUACAGGCACAGGGAUGAUAGACUGCUGCAGGCCUUCUUUGACAUCCUUGCCCAAGACAACCAAUAGGCGUCCAUGUGUUGAAAAUAAUCACCUGCCAGAGCUCCAUUCAGGGUUAAUUCUGAGUUUUAGUUAUUUAAUAUACAGUAUCAACAAAAGAGAGUAUUGAGCUGCAUAGCCAGCGUCACACAGCAGAGUCAAUGUUCUGAAUCUGGAGUGUGGAGCUGGCUCGUAGCCCAUUAUUUUUGAAAUCUAAUACGAAACUAAACUGUCUGUCAGGAACGUACAGAAAGUAUUUCAUUGCGUUCCUGACAAGGCUACAGUCGUUUGUUGAUUGUUUGUAUUAAAAUCAAGUGAAUUCCAUGAGGUAAAGUUUGAUAAGGCUUGUUUUUCAUUUUUCAAAUUCCCUCACAAUAGACUCCAACCACAAUACCUGAAAUAAAAAGAUAUCUCCCGGGUUUCAAACCCAGCUUUUUAUGUGAGCCAUUGGUAGACAACUGAGUUAUUCUAACCUUGUCUAAUGCUAUACCUUCAUCCUGAUAUCAUUGCCCAAGUGUGUAGCUGCGUACCAGUAGUUACUGUGUGUGCUUGAAUGCACAGACUCGGGGUUAUAAUUACCUGAGUCAGGAUGUAGUUACGCUGCCUCAGAAUUCAAUUAAGUGAUAAAGUCAUUGAUGUAGAAUGUAAUUACGGUACGGCGUGAUUUCAUUAUGUGGUUUCUUCGGAAGUGCAAUUAGGUGAUUGUGUCAAUCAAAGUGGUACGAGAGAUACAUCUGGAGCUUUGCAAGUACCAACUCCCUGUAGAAAAUACACAUUCAAAUGCUACUGAUGUGGAAUAGCAAAUAAGUCGUAUUUAUGAUUUUCCAAUAAGAUAAAUCCCUGAUCUUAUUCUGUCUUUCCUGGUGUGCUGUGAAGACAUACAUAACUUUGAUUUCCGACGCAGGUUCAUUCAUUUUACAUUAUGUUUAAUGGGGUAGCUUACUGUCACAACUCACUUGGGCUCUAAAAAAAAAUCAAAUUCUUUCCUCUAAUUAGCGGAUUAUCACUGUCUCCCUUUUUUCUUCUGUUGAAGAUAUUUUGGUUCUUUGGUCGUAUUUUGUAUUUUAAUUUGGACUAUGCAGAUGCUAAACAACGCUAGAUGCUAAUGCUUCCUGGGUUCUUAAUUGAUUCACAUGUUGUGGAAUAAACUCAAUAUAAAGGUCUCGCUGCAAUCAGAUCAUGUGACAUACAUGAUUGCAAUUUAUCUACAGUGAAAUAUGUGCAUAUCCUGAGUUAACAUAAAAAACGCAACUUAAAGACUCUCAGUGCAAAAAAGGCAGACCAGUGACAAUGUAAAUACAGCUAAUAAGAGAUGACAAAGUGUUGGUUAGCACUCCUUUGACAAAGGUUCCCUCUUCCAAGUCUGGGUUGUUUAAUAUGUAUACACUUGUUGUUUAUUGUCUUUGGUAAUGUUUGUAUAAAUAUUUGCAAAACAACAAAAUUCUAUUAGCUGACCAUAAACCGCAUGAAUACUUUUUUGAGAAGCUCCAAACCUUUUUCAGGGAUUGAGAAAAGUUUGACACCUUAUUUAAUGAAUCAAGACAGGGAUUAGUUGUUAGUUCCAUAAUGAUUCAGCACCCUGGAAGUUUCAUCUUUAGCAUCUCCCAUUAUAAUCUCAUUUAAGACAGCUCAGCUUGCAGGUGUAAUUACUGCUGGAGAUUGUCAUGGCAAUCUGCUGCCUGAUUAAACAAAAAGUACAUAUGAGUGUAGGAUUUGUAUUUUAGAGUUAGGGCCUGGUGUUCUAAAGCUGGUAAAUAUACAUUAGUUACUAUUCAAUUUAUAAAUUCAAAAUAUAAUAAAUACAUAUAUUAUUAUACACAUAACCUGGUUUAUCCAAAAUGCCAUCUAACAGAGUAUUGAUUGUUCUGAGAACAUUGUCGUUAUAGUGUUAAGUUCAAUGUAACUGCUAUGAAGUUAUUGUACUGUAGUUUGAAGUGUAUACUCAAUGUCAUUUAACAAGAAAGAGAUUAGGUCCUCAGUUGGUUUCAAGAUCCUAAAACGAUGACCACUUUAUUGGGGCAUGCUCUGUAUCCUGGGACAGACCUGUGGCAGGUAAAUAUUUUCAACCCGUAAACUUGAUGUAUUGAGUAGAGUAUUUUUAUUGUUGUCAUCUUAGUGCCUCCUGUGAUUUUUCUGUGAAAAAAAAAAUGUGAAUGCAUAAAAAUCUUCGAAAUGAUAUUUUCAAAAUAUAUUUUCUUUACUUAUUUAUAGUACUGUAUACCUGAAACAAACAGCACAACCUUAUGAAAAACAAAAAAACAAACAAAAAGAAAAAAAUACAGUAUAUAUCAAAGAUCAGGAACCCAGUGUAUCUUCCAAUUCCUAAGCAAGCAUUCUCCAAUAAAAUCGUGUGGCUUUUUUUUAAAUAAGGAUGCUGUGUUGUUUGAGCAUCGUAGUGGUUUUGAUUUUUUUAAGUACUGUAUGUGAUGUUAAUAUUCCCAGUUCUUUCUGAUUAGUAUGAUCUGUCUCUUAAGUCUAAUACAGCAUGUGAAAUAUGUUGCAGAAUCCA